UUGCUUCCCAAAGCCGAAGGAGGAAGGACUCUCUUGCUCAUACCGUGCUUGCUGCUUUCCCCUCUGUUUCUCUGUUUGAUAUGAGCUUUCUGCAAUGAGCGGAUCCACAUAACCGCCUUUGUUCCGCACUUGUUAAAAAUGCCUUCGGCUAAAAUCGAAAAAACUAUCACUCCAGAUAGUUCUCUAGAGCCUUUAAAACAAGGCAUUACUAUUAUUGAACACAAAAUCCGGAAUUUGGAGAAAAGAAAGUUGCGUUUGGAGAAGUACCAAGAGGUGCAGGCUUCAGGCAAGGAGCUGAACAGCGACCAGCUGCAGGCAGUGUCCAAGUACGAUGAGGUGCUGCAGACACUGGAGUUUGCGCGCGACCUGUCGAAGCAGUUCCACGGCAUAGUCGCAGAGAACGCCAAGCAGCAGAAGAAGCAGGCGCGCAAGGAGGCGCUUGAGAAGGCGCAGAAGGAUGUCGCUCGCGUCAAGGAGAUUCUGAUCAUUCAGGAUGUGCUGACAAACAUGGGCCAGGAAAACAUCCGCGAUGACUUUUUGACGGGCAAGAACAAGGCGUGCCAACUGAGCGAGGAGGUGUUGCAGCAGUUGGACGACCUGUACGUGGAGGUGUCGCCCAAACGUGAGGUUGAGGAGGGGCAGCCCCCCUUUCCACAGCAACUAAGCAAGGCAGCCGAACACCUUCUCAGCCUUGCCGAUGGAAAGAAUAAGGAGGUUGUUGGAACAACAUACGUCGAUCUGAAAAAACUGAUUACGGAGAUCAGCACGUGCGGCUAUUUUGACUCAUCGUCGGAAGAGGUCCCAGAAGUGGCUGCGGCGGCGGCGGUGGUAGCAGGAGAUGAGGAGGAAUCCGCUGAACCCGUCAUGCCGCAGGAAUCAGCUGACGACGGCCAGAUUGACGCGCAUGCGCCACCGCCCGUCGAAGAAGAGUAUGAACCCGAAGAAGAGGAGGUCCCUCUUCCUGUACAGACCACUACAUUCCAGCCAAGCAAAGUGCAGCAACUGGAAGCAGUUGAGCAGCAGCUGCAGCAGCAGCAACAGGCACCAGUAGCUGUCCCCCCUCCUCCACAGCACAUAGUUCCCAUCAUGCCAGUUCAGCCUGCUGUCAACCAAGUUAUUCCAAAUGUCAUCUCCACCGUUACCGGAGCGUCUUUCCAUUUCUUACAGGAAUCGGAACUGGAUAAGCCGGAAGCGGUGGUCCCACCGACUGCACCACCCCCGUCGGCUCUGCCCAUUCCAAGUCAGAGCUUCAAGAAGCCGUCGUUUGCGGCCGCCUCUGCUCCUGCCCCCGGCUACCAGCAGCCCCCACCUCCCAAUCAGAUGUCGUACGGCUCGGCCGCUGCCGCCGCCCCUCAACCCACCAACGCCUAUGUGCCACCGCCGCCGCAGCAACACGUUAUGGUUGAAGAGGUGAAGGUGAUUCCAGCACAGACGACGGACGUGUCGGACUGGAACGAGAGUGUCGAGGUGACGAACAGUGGCUCCAACAAGGAUUGGAACACGCAGUGCGACGACUGGUCAAACCAGCAACAGUCCUCAAACCAGCAGUCGUCCGACACAUGGAACGAUAACCAGCAGAAUGACGGAUUCGUGACAGCUGGUGUCAGGAAUAGCGGUCGUGGCGGAAGGGGUGGUAGAGGCCCGAGAGGGGGUGAUUCCGGCGGAAAUCGAUACGAAUCACCGGCCAGGAGCGGAAGUGGCGGUGGCUACUACCGCAAUAACAACUCGGACAACUCUUACUAUCAAUCGAAUGGCUACCAAAACCGAAGUGGCGAUAACUUCAAUAGAAGAGGAUCCGGACCGCGCGGUGGAGGUGGUAAUAGGCCCAACAACCAGGAGAGAACUGGAGGCAACUACUACCGUAACAACUCGUCGGAAGGCGGCAACAAUUCGUAUUAUCAAUCGAAUGGCUACCAGAACCGUGGUGGCGAAGGGGGCGGUAGCUACAACAGGCGAGGAGGCAGUGGCGGUGGCCCACGUGGAGGCGGCAACGGCCCAAACACCAGACCUGAGCGAGGAGGUCCCCGUGGUGGAGGUAGAGGCGGAGGUGGCAACCGCGGUGGAGGCCGUCCUCAGUAACUGCUGAUCCAAACGAACAUUAUGUAAAUUUAAGCCAAAAAGGCACAGUCAAAAGUGGUGUCUGCCUUUUGUAUAAAUAAAUCUAAGAUUGCAAAGUUGACAUUUUGUUAUCUCGGUCCGGUUGGUGGUUGACUUGCGCGACUAGCAAGAGAGCGAGUCUGUAGCAUCACCUAGAAAUGGCCUUCUUGAUAGUCGUGCACUCGAACUUUUAUCAAAACGUACAUUCGAAACUUGAAACAGCGGCUUCUCUGUUCAACGUUCUACUUGAAUUGUUUUCCUAUUAUGAUUAGUCUCUUUAUUCCAAUAUAUCAAUUGUUACAACUUCAGUUCAACCAGUAAAGUAUAUUAAUUUCUAUUCACUCCCGUACGGUUUAAUGGAAUAGACUUUUCAUUCCAUUUAAUACAACUGCGGGUAGUUUCUUACUCAGUAUUUUCUACUUUAAGAAAUUUUUAUACUCUAUGUUUGAAUAAGUUGAUCGUGGCUCAAUCUACGAGUGAAAUUGGUAAAUUUCAAGCAGUAAAAAAAGUUAAACAGUUCGUCUGCUUCGUGGUGUUUGUUUACAUUUAAAUGUCAUCAUAACCUGACUUAUCAUUAAAAAUAUUUUUUUUCAAGAUUUUUUAAAUUCAAUCAUACAUUUUAUUCUAUCUAAAUAAUUUGGAAUGGAUAUCAACAUUUCAAGCACGAAUUCAAGCCUUCCCUAAACCGUUGUAAUUGUACAAGUGACGAUUGUACUGUCAUAAUAUGAUUCACACCUCCAAUAUUUAGAAUAACAUAAUGCAAUUUAAAGCUUGAAAUUUACCACUUCCACUCGGAUAUGGUGCCACCAUCACCCGUCUUACCAAUUUGCGUUUACUAUAGUAAAAAAUUAAAAUAAAUAUUAUUUUUGUGUAAUGUAGCUUAUCUGUUAUGAUUGAGUAAAGUUUUUCUAACGCUAUUUGAAAAAUGGGUCAGUUUAUUUUGUUUGUAUCUCAAAUUCAUAUGAAAAACGUUGUUGAAAGAUUAGAUUGACUCUUCGGUACGUGGAAAACUAAUAUUUUUAUAUAUAGUUUUCUACUUUAUUCGUAUGACUAUUAUGUAUGUUUUUUGUAUUAUGCACUCGAAUAUGCGAAGUUAUCUAAAGAAUGUUUGAUUUUUACAAAGAAUGCAAAUGUUGGUGAGCUAGAAUGCUUGAGAAUGGGAUGCAAGAUUUAGCUUUCACAGUUGAAUUUCCUUUUUUGUGCUACUGCUUCUUUAGUGGAAGUAUUUUCUGUUUCAUUGAAAAUUAGCAUUAUUUACAUCAAGGUAUGCUGAGUUUCUAAUAAUAUGAUACGUAUUAGACUGUUAUUGAUAAUAAUAAAUUGUAGAUUAGCUAUCUUUUUAAUCACUUUACAUAGUAUUCGAAUGGAAUCGAAUACUAUUAAGUAUCUAGAGUCUGAUUUAUUAAGCUCGUUAUUAAAAUGUUAACAUACUCUAAUUGUUUUCAAAGCUCUUUGUUUAUUCAUCCCAGUCGGGUUGUUUCAAUUGAAUGGUGUCAUUCGUGUCUUUUUUAAAAAUUAGCAUACUGUAAUCUUUUUCUAUCUAAUUCACUGGCAAUUUCGUUGGACAAACUCAUGAAAUAAUUUUUUAAAUAGCUAUCACCAUUAUUAUGUUAUCCUUUCAUCUAUAUUAUUUCUAGUGGUUCUUCUACUAGUAGUGUAACUUCUUGUUCUGCCACAUAAACUGGUUUAUCUUGAAAUUAUGAUUUACAGCUGUAUUGUAAUAAUGUAUGUUCGGUGUUUUACGUUAUAUAUGCCCUAAUCAAUGGAGUUUCAAACAUGGUCUUAUUCAUAAAGAACGUUAGUGAUUAAGAAUUAUCUUGUUGCAUCAUUAACUUACUUUAAUCUCAUUCAACAUUAUUUGCAUUCAAAGUGUAAAAAUAGAAUGUAUCUUUGUAAUUUC
This is a messenger RNA of Nilaparvata lugens (brown planthopper), 3997 nucleotides long. Its product is annotated as caprin-1. Gene Ontology annotation, cellular component: cytoplasm. The transcript has 11 exons. Gene Ontology annotation, molecular function: RNA binding. Bases 139 to 2079 code for a protein of 646 amino acids. Lineage: Eukaryota; Metazoa; Arthropoda; Insecta; Hemiptera; Delphacidae. The record is from RefSeq and is a predicted model, not a curated record.